AUGGCCAGUAAACACGACUGCAAGUCAUUGGACCCUGAGCAGGAGACUCUAACCAACAUGCUGGCUCCAUGUGGACUCCAGCCCGCAAGGUCACUUUUCAAUAGGAUGGACUUUGAAGACUUGGGGUUGGUAGUAGAUUGGGACCACCACCUGCCUCCACCAGCCGCCAAGACUGUUGUUGAGAACCUCCCCAGGAUAGUCAUCAGAGGCUCUCAGGCUAAGCUCAAGUGCCCCAUGUGUCUUUUGGAAUUUGAGGAAGAGGAGAUUGCCAUUGAGAUGACUUGCCAUCACCUCUUCCAUUCCAGUUGCAUUCUGCCCUGGCUAAGCAAGACAAAUUCCUGUCCCCAGUGCCACCAUGAGCUGCUCAUUGAUGAUGACACUGAAGAUGAGCAGAGAUGA
Molecule: messenger RNA, 399 nt
Organism: Callithrix jacchus (white-tufted-ear marmoset)
Lineage: Eukaryota; Metazoa; Chordata; Mammalia; Primates; Cebidae
Source: RefSeq, a predicted model, not a curated record